AUGGCUGUUUUCCUAUUAUCCAUCUUUGUUUUGACGUUCCUUUUACUGCAAUGUUUUAAAAGACGUUUUGAUCCUAAACAGGUAUGAAUUACAGUAAAAUUAAUUUUCUUCUUUCCAAAAAUUGCUUUCAGAUAGUUGGAUUGAUCCCUGAGAACACAGACUUGGUCGAGUUCAUCGCCAAUUUGAAGAAUAAACGAGUCGAGAAUCCCCGACUUUGCUACGAAACUUUUGCUGACUAUGAUUUUCCGGUAUGUUGAGUUCUGUAAUUAGUAGUAAUAUCUUUAGAUCUAUGAUGACUGUCUGUUUGAGCCAACUAUUGAACAAGAAGGAUUCACGCCAUCAAUUCCACAGGCCGUCUUACAGUAUGCCAAGAAAGAUGAAGUCGUAAAUUGGCAACAAAACACAACAAGCAUGUCUUGUAAGCGAGAAAUUAUGACUAAAGUGAUAUAUGUAAACGUAUACUAUAGCCCCACUGUCUCUAACCGCGGAUGGUGAUUGCCACGAGGAAGAGGAUAAAUAUAUGGUAGACAUCUGGAAGGCGUUAUCUGAAGUAAACGACGAAAAAGAGACCAUCGGAGUGCUCGAAAAGUAUGGGAUCGGCUUCGAUGGAAAUGUUUUGGCAGCCGAAGAUGAUGACAGAACAGCCGAGGACACUAAACUAUUGGAUUGGGGAAGGAAAGAAGAGCUGAAUGUAAGUAAUCAGCUCGAUUAUAAGCUCUUUAGAUUGUGAAUACUCCAAACAAAGCGGAAACAGAGGUCGAGAUUGAUCCAGAAAAGUCAUAUGUGGUGAUGUCCAAAGCCAAAUAUCGAAUUACUGAUGGCUGGAACCAACCGAAAGACAAGCAGUACCUAUUCAAACCAUAG
Bursaphelenchus xylophilus (pine wood nematode) is the source of this 864-nucleotide messenger RNA. The record is from the annotation of a GenBank genome assembly. Lineage: Eukaryota; Metazoa; Nematoda; Chromadorea; Rhabditida; Aphelenchoididae.